AUGGCUAUUAGUCAAUAUAUUGUUAACAAUGACACUUACUUAGCAACUGUUGGGUUGCUUUUAACCACUCCCGAGAAUAAGACCAUCAUUAAUCUACAUUAUAAAUGCUUACUCGAGCUUUGUGCUGAUGAUACUAAGGCACUACAACGAGAAGUUGUGUACUUGCAGAGACUUCUCAGUUGUACAAAUAAUCGUAUUAACAAAUCGUCAUCAUUGUGGUUACUGUAUAAGAAGCUCUACAUCCAAUUCAAUAAAACCAUUACUUUCAAUGUGAAUACAACGCUAAUCAAAUCUGCAGAGAAUCACUUUUCUAAUUAUUACGCAUGGAAUUUUGCAAGAUGGUACUAUAUUAAUACCACGAUAGAAGAACGAUCAAGCCUACUAACCAGGACAAGGUAUUUUUGUAAUACCCAUUUCAAGGACUCUGCAGCUUGGUCUGCGUUUAUGUUUAUGUUAUUACCAAUUGAUGAUUCACAUGAAAAAUUCCUAGCUGAAAACUGCUUAACUGAUAGUCUAGAUCAUAAGAGUCAGCCGCUGGAGCAAGAAUUUGUGGAGAAGGAGGUCAGGAGUGUCAUCAACCGUAUAGAUAUAUUGCAAUGCCCUGAAUGGUCCCCCUUUGCACUAGUGUUGGCAGCAACAAAGCAUAUGCGCGGCUGUCCUCUACAUGACAUAUUUGUGAAAUGGAAACAGGAAAUUAAUCAGUAUGAGGCUCAGAACGAUACAAUAAAGUUCUUUCAUAGGCAACCCAUGUUCGACAAGAAUGAUACAAACAUACUUAGUAGACAAUUGUUCAUGCAUAUAGCUUACAAAAAGACUUUGCUAGAUAAACUCCUUAUGUUUAACGAGGUGGUCAUAUGA
Molecule: messenger RNA, 858 nt
Organism: Nakaseomyces glabratus
Lineage: Eukaryota; Fungi; Ascomycota; Saccharomycetes; Saccharomycetales; Saccharomycetaceae
Source: RefSeq, a predicted model, not a curated record